AUGGCAACCCAGCUAACCCACCUCCCCGAGGUUGAGCGCCUCAGCCCGGCGUGCAUCCGCAUCCUCGGCGGCAACCCCGGGAAAUUUACCCUUCAGGGCACCAACACCUACCUGGUCGGCACCGGCCCACAGCGGCUUCUCAUCGAUACGGGCGAGGGCAAGCCCUCGUGGAUCGCGGCGCUGAAACGGGUUCUCGAGCAGGAAAAGGCUUCCAUCUCAGCCGCCAUCAUCACACAUUGGCACCACGACCAUACGGGCGGCAUCCCACAGCUCGCCGCGGCAUGUGGCCUCGGCACCACCCCCAUCCUUGUGCACAAGCACCAGCCGGACGCGGGCCAGUUGGAGAUACGCGACGGCCAACGGUUCCUGGUCGAGGGCGCCUCCCUGACGGCGGUGCACACGCCGGGCCACACAACCGACCACGUGGUGCUGCUCUUUGAGGAGGAGGACGCCAUGUUCACGGGCGACAACGUCCUGGGCCAUGGGACGGCCGUGUUUGAGGAUCUGGCGGCCUACACGGCCAGUCUGGAGAAGAUGGGCCGCCUCUUCGGCGGCAGGGCGUACCCCGGCCACGGACCGGUCGUGCAGGACGGGCCGGCAAAGGUCGCUGAGUAUAUCAGGCAUCGGCAGCAGAGGGAGGAGCAGGUUGUGCAACGGCUGCGGUCGAGGAAUGAUGAUCCUGGGGCGUCGGCGACGGUGCAGGGAGAUGGCGCGGGAAAUGCAUGGACGGUGAUGCAGCUGGUCAGGUCAAUCUAUUCGGAUGUUCCUGAAAGUCUUCACCCCGCAGCGGCUGGCGGCGUUGUGCAGAUUCUCCGGAAACUGGAGAAAGAGGGGAAGGUUACUGUGUCGGACGAUGGUGAGAGGUGGCGACUGGUGCCUUCAAGCCGAUCCGCUUUAUGA
Messenger RNA from Canariomyces notabilis, 900 nucleotides. Its product is annotated as Metallo-hydrolase/oxidoreductase. NCBI's taxonomy places the organism in Eukaryota, Fungi, Ascomycota, Sordariomycetes, Sordariales, Chaetomiaceae. The coding region runs from base 1 to 900 and encodes 299 amino acids. Gene Ontology annotation, biological process: secondary metabolite biosynthetic process. The record is from RefSeq and is a predicted model, not a curated record. The transcript has a single exon.